Betta splendens (Siamese fighting fish) is the source of this 6019-nucleotide messenger RNA. RefSeq names its product URB2 ribosome biogenesis homolog (gene urb2). Gene Ontology annotation, biological process: ribosome biogenesis. Gene Ontology annotation, cellular component: nucleolus. The coding region runs from base 170 to 5137 and encodes 1655 amino acids. NCBI's taxonomy places the organism in Eukaryota, Metazoa, Chordata, Actinopteri, Anabantiformes, Osphronemidae. The transcript is spliced from 12 exons. The record is from RefSeq and is a predicted model, not a curated record.
AGGGUGCCAAAUAGCGUCAGUAGCUUAUGAAGCCGUGGUUCGUUUAGCUCGAUGCUCGACUAGCUCGGUCUGACUGACAGGGUGAAAGUUGAAAGGUCGUACAAAUCUAAAUACUGGAGGCACGUGUAGGUUGAUACGCGAUUGUGGAACAGUAGCACAAUCUGCAGCAAUGGCUGCAAUCUACUCAGGUAUCCAUCUAAAGCUAAAGAGUCCUCAGACUCAGUGGGAGGACAAGUUAAAACUGGCACGCUUUGCCUGGAUCUCCUCCCAGUGCCUACUGCCCAAUAAGGAACAGGUGCUGUUAGACUGGUGUACCCAUGCUCUAACAGGCUGGUACCAUCAGAAGGUAGAGUUCUCUCACCAUGUUUUGGAAGGUCUGUGGUGUUACCUUGAUGAUCUGCUUCACAGUCGGAAGCUUCAUUUACAUCUUAAGCAGGGAAGAAGCAUCAGUCUAAGGCACAGCAUGGCACAGCUGCUGCUCGACCGCCUCCAGGAGUUUGCACGUGUUGACUCUAAGCCAUUAGUGAGUUUGUCCACCAUACUGAGUGUGUGUCAGGGCAUAUUCUCCUCGCCUGUUCUCUCAUCGGUCUUCACCACUAAAUACGAGCUUAUGGUUGAUCUGCUGACCAAGGCCUGCUUUUUGUCCUGCUGUGAGCUACAGCAGCCGCUGUUCACAAAACCACUUAAGUCAGAGUCUGUCACAUGUCAAGAUGAGAUGAUAACUGAGUGUUCUGCUGCUAAUUUGGACUCUUUUGACCCUCCCCCCAAUGAUUCAGAGUUGGAUAAUAAUUGUUUUUUGAAGCCAAAAGAAAGUCAUCGUUCAUCCAGUUUGUUUGAGGUCUUGCUUCAGGUGUUGUCAUGCUAUUUGUCAGUUCAGCGACAACAAGCCAACCCUAACAGAGUUUUUACUAUGGUAACAAACCAUCUGAUCCAGCCAUUAGUUUUACUCCGAUAUCUGUUGACUUCUGGGGAAUUUGUAUCGUCCCAUACUUGUUUAUGUCUCCAUCAGCAACUAAGCAGAGACAUUCGUGUUAAAAUAGACUCUGUUCUCCAGUUAGCGCUUUUCCUGCCUGAACUCGUUGCUUCGUACAAGGAGGAGCUCCUUCCAUGUAAUAAGGAUUCUGGAAAAGGUGGUUCUGGGGGGACAAAAGGGCCCUUGAAGCCAGUCAGUACUAUAAUGUCCAAAUUGAGUGCUGAGGGGCAUUGUGAGCCGUCCUUACACUACUCAGUGAAGUCCAGUACUUCAUCUAUACUGUUUAAGUUUUUUGUGGAAAGUUAUGCAAAAGGAAGGGAAGAAAGUGUGGAAGAGCAGAGAAUGCUGUGCUUCUACUUUUUAAUCAGAUUGGUCCCAGUUUUGGAUCUGAAUCUCAAUGAACACUCACCAGGGAAAGCAGAACAGCCACCGUCUUCCCCACAGAGCUGGAGCCUGGCCCUGCUGGCUGUGGAGUCCCUGCUCAGCCAGGCGUUCUCAGCUGAUAUUUAUAACGUAGCCGCUGACAGGAUACGGCAUAAAGAGGUCCAACUGAGGUUUUACAAGGCCCUGUCUCAAAUGCUAUUCAACCAGGCACAGCCAAGUAUUCCAGUGUGGUACCGCUGUUUGAAGGUGCUGUUGAGUCUCAACCAUCUGAUUCUUGAACCCGACCUGGACCAGCUGUUAUCUUCAGCCUGGGUUAAUUCUGAAUGCAUGGAGGCACGGGUGCAGCGGGCCAGACAGCUCAUGGUGUGCAGUCUUCUUCAGACCUACACAAAGCUUCGUCAGCUCCCUCGCUUGUUUUCUGAGCUCCUGACUGUGAUCUGUCAGCCAUCUCUGGACCAACUCCGACCUCCUCUGCUCUCUGAGGCUGUCUCCACGUCCCUCAGGACUAGUCUUCUGGAUACACCCCCAUCUCAGUGCCUAGAGAUCUGCUCACUAGUGUUGGAUAGCAUCAGGACACAUAUACUUCCUGACCUGUUAAAACAAGGAGGAGCGGAGGAGACAAUGGAGAUCGUUGGAGGAGGAUAUGAUAAGGCGGAGAAAAGACUGGACCAAGAAAAAAACGAUGCAUCUGUCAAGCUCUUUUCCCACAGUCAGCUUCUUCAUGCUGUUCUAUUCAAUCUGAAGAGUGUGGACAAUACAUCUCCUGUUCCCUUAAUCAGACAGAGUCAACGUCUAAUGGAGGGGAUGCAGCAGCUAAUCAAGGAAUUACUAGAGCUUCUGUUAAAAGAAAAAAACACAAGUUCAGUACAAAAGACUCCAAAAAAAGGCAAAAAGAAUUUGAAACCCAGGGAAUCAGAGAGGGGAGUUCUGUGGAAACAGAAGACCCUGGAGGCUGCUCUUCUUCUUAGGUACACCUGGGUGGAAGUGGACAUGUGUUUUGAUAUCCACUGUAGUAAAUACACAUCUCUUGAUUCAGCCCAACUCACAGCCGCAGGGGAGACGGAGGACGGAGGUAGGGCUCCUGUCCUAGAUCACAUAGAGAGUCUAGUGUCUGGUAACAUUCUACCAGCACCUCUCCAUCCCUCACCCUCCUGCAGCCCCAUGAGUUGUUUACUUCUCAAACUCCUCGUUUUACAGCAGAUGAAGAAGGUUUUGUUAGAUGGCACCUUACGUAGGGAGCAUGGCUCUACAUUGCAGUUAAACAGGGCUGCGCACUGUAUUUUGGCUAAAUCUGAGUUUGAGGGGAGUCUGGAUGGAGAGCAGCUGUGGGACGGCCAGGUAGACAGUGUGAGUGCCACCUCCUACCGUGUAGCCCACUGGUAUCUGAUCACAACGAACUUGCCUUUGAUUGCUCCCUACCUGAGUGAGGAAGACGUGCGCUGCUUCGCGGAUGUUCUAAUGAGUUCAUUCCUCAGCGAGCAGCCAGUCAGAGGGGAGAACCAGCUGCCCAGCAGCCUCACUGUCUCCCUUAUAUCUUCACAGCUUCUCCAAAGCUCGAUGCUGGCAGAGUUGCCGUCGCUUUUCUCUGCCACAGUUGGUUCCCUCACACAAAGGAUUAUUGGUGUCCUUGUGGCAGCACAUGGACACAAGGUUUGUUCUACACUCCUAAAGUUUCAGGAAGUAGGGAUCAAAUCGAGUCACCCUCUGUCCAAGCCAGAGGGAAAGGAGACCAUAGCUGAGGAUAUACUGGAGGCUUCUAAGACUGGACUAGUGUUUGUGUUGCUAAAUGCUCAACAAACAAAGGAACUGAUGAACACACUUAGGAUCUUAACAAGUCUAAACCCAGAUGGGAUGAGCUCUGAGGAUCUCUCCUCUAUUUUCCUGCUUCUCCUCUUCGUGCUCACCUCCACCUCCCGUCUGUCAGACCAAGCUGCUUUAGAUCAUUGUGACCCUGGAGACGAUGCUACGUUCCUGGUGCAACUGCUCAGGUUACUGACCUGCCUCAUGGGAGGUAGGAACUUCCAGGGUGUUUUGAAAUUCAUCCAUGGUGGUUCUCUGCUGCAGGCUGCCGUGUCUUCUCUCCUCUGGCACAGCAACAGUGGAAGGUUUCGAGCAACACAUAGCGCUGAUUGGCUGGAUUUAAUCAAAGCAGUGCAGGACUUCAUCACAGCCUUGGUGCAAUUGAUUAUAAACAGAAGCAGCAGUGUUAAAAUAAAUCUGGACCAGUUCGCCUCCUUUCUCACCAGUAAGAAAAUACCAAACAGGCAAAUUGUUGCAUCUAGUUCAGCAGCAGCCACAAGUGAACUAAACCCAGGAGCCUCUGUCUUGUCUGUUCAUCUGUUAUUAGCAUCACUGGCUGCUUUCUCCCAGAUGCUGACUUCUAAUCUGGGAAGAAGCAAACCCCUGGAUCAAACGUUCACCCAAAUACUCAAAAGUACAAAUGCUUCACUGGGAUCAGCUGUUGAGUCUGUCCUAAAGACACAGGGUGGGGUGUUCCAUCAAGCCGGCCUCCUCAGCCAGGCCUUUGUUGUGAACAUCGUCAGUGCCAUGCUGCACUGUGAACUAUCUGUGCUGUCUGUGGAGGUUGAGAACAAACUCACCCUGCAAAACAUGAGCUUUUAUCAGAGCUUCUGCCAGCAGAUACUCAGAGAAAUGAGUUCUGCACCCAGGCCUGUGGACUUCCUCGUGUCCUCCUUCAGUUUCCUGUCCACUUUCUAUGAAGCAGUGGGGAGAACACGAGGGGAGGGACAGGAGGCGCGAGAAGAGGAGGAGGAGGUGGGAGGAGAAGAGCAGGAUGAGCUAUACAUUCAGAUCCUGGACAAAGUUCACAGACUGCUGACAGCUUCGUGGUUAUCGUCUGCUGAUGCUAGUGAGCUGGAGUCUGCUUUGAAUGACCUGCUACGCCACCUUUUGGUAAAAUGCACUAAAGCUCAGUUCAGCCAGCUGCUCCUGAUGAUCCGAGAAGGACUGGACGUGUGCAAGCUGAGGGCUGGAAACUACAAGGAGGUGCUGUCUGCUGUAACUAUCACAAAGCUGCUCUCCUCUUGUCAGUUACCUGAAGCCUGCUCUAAAGCUCUGUGGCUCAUUGCACCACAGAUAAUAUCUGCUAUGGUGUUUUUGGUGCGAUCGUCUGCUGAGGACGUCUCUCUGACUCCUGCCUUCACGGUCCCCACGGUGACGUCAGUGACGUCUCUGCUGCGGCAGGGCGAGCGCCGCUUCCCCAACCCGCACCAUGUGACCUUGGUCCUUGGAGCGCUGCAGUCGGUGCCCCUGCACCAUCUGACCCCAGCUGUGUACCGGUUAGCCUUCCUGUGUGUUCACGAGGCGCUGUUUGCCAUCGUUCAGUGUCAUCCUCAGGUGUUGCUGAAUGUGGCUCCAUCCUUCCUAAACGUCUUCUACCGCCUGGUGGCGUCCAUCAUGCAGGAGGGUCGGCAGAGAGGAGACAGUGACACAGGCACUGACGUCUAUGUCCAGUGCUCCAGACUGGUAGAAAGGAUGUACUCUCACAUCGCUGCCAUGGCGGAGACCUUCACCUCCCAGUCGGUCUUCAUGGUAGCUCAAUAUGUCACCGAGCUGCAGAAGGUCACUCUGCGACCGGACGUUAAGCUGCAUCUCACCGAGGGGAUCUAUCAGAUCCUGGACCUGUGCGUGGAGCAGGACAUCAAGUUUGUGCUGGCCGGCCUGCCGACGGGGGUCAGGGAGGUGUUCAACGAGCUGUACGCCAGCUACACCCAUUACCACAAGGCCCAGAGGCAAGGAGAGGACAAAUACACAGUUUGAACGAGCCCCAGCUUAGCUAAAUCACAAUAAAUGUCUUAUGUGGAAGAACUAUGUUUAUGUGCAAUUCCUGGCUUUGUUAUUGAAAAUGAAGAUAUUUAAUCAAGCAGAAAUAGUUAAAUAGAGGAAAAUUGACUUGUGCAUUAUGAAUUUGUGUGCUUUAUAUUCAGUCAUUUCAUUUUGCAGAUAAAUUUACGCUCAGCCAGUCGCAGUGUGUUGAGCACGGGGAUCAAACCGGGCACUGAUGCGUUGAGCAUUUUAGCCAAAACACAAAUCACUUUUAUCUACCGAGGAAACCGCAUUAUAUGCAUUAUAUAUAAAUGAGGAAGUGUGGGCUGAACCGUGACAUCCUGCUGAUUAGCGCUGCCUCAUCUGGAGAGCAUAGAUAGCACAUAUGGAGUAGGGGACUGGCCUGUUCCCUUUUUAAACCUCUUAGCCUAAACACACAUUGUCCCUUUUCAACCACAUCAACUACAGGUAAUGUCCAGAAUCAGAUUUAGUUAUAUCAGGACAUGUUGGACCUGAGACCAAUUGAAUAAAAAUAAAUAAAAGAACAUUCCAGUGGGCGUUGUGUGCUUCACUGGCUGCAGCAGCCUCUGAAUGUCUGCCUUUCUCCAUCAGCUGAUGAGGGAGAAGUUCUUCUCUUCACCAGUGAAGGUGUAAAUCCGUCCUUGCAGCGCCUCGAGCAGAAGCGCUGUCGUCCCAGUAGCAUCUCUGUUCACAAACCGCUCUGACAGUUUCCUCUGUUUUACUCUGAAUAGAUUUAAUGAGCUGUUGAUUCACGGGCUGGCAGCGAGUGACAGCUCUGGCUUUUCAUGCUGUAAACUGAUCCGUUAAACUGACAUUGUUUGUAAACACUGAUGCGAAAAAUAAAGUUAGAAACAA